UAGCCCACCACAAAUGGCGGCCAUCAGGAUGAAGAGGCCGCUUGGGAUAGCCGGGCUUAGACUCCGCGCCGCUGACCUCACCGAUGUUAUUGUUCCGCAACCUGAAGAGGAAGGCAUUACAUAAAAAGGUAUACUAAUCACAAAAUUGCGGUCAGCAGCCGCUCCGAAGAUGUCGUUAUCGGGCCAUCUCGGGGGUCGCGGGGGCCACGCUGUCCCACGGACACGUCUCGUUAUACCCGCAGCGGCGGCGAUAAAGCGCUCCCACAGGAAAAGCCAGCUUUCUGUGUUUCAAGAAGCGUACGUGAGACUGCGAUAUCUAAAAGUAUGCCAAGAGCAUUUUCCGCCCGGCCUCAGCUACGCUAGUUAUGCAUGUUCAGCAAUUUCAGCCGUCUAGCGCUCACCGAGCGCCGUUGAGCGGCGCGGGUCCUGCAGCCAAGAUGCAGACGGGGUUGCAGUCGCACGGACGAGAAGCGAGCCGGCAGCUCAGCAGGAUCGGAACGAGCACCCGAAGGUACAGAAGGGAGGGUAGCUACCUAAGGUUCUUACAGUCAGGCGGGAGGGGGGUCUAAUUAAUUUAGUCCCCGAGGGGUGGGGGUUUUCCUUGGGCUGCAGCGCUUUUGCACCCUCACCCUCUUCAUCAUCGUC
This is a messenger RNA of Gaeumannomyces tritici R3-111a-1, 645 nucleotides long. RefSeq lists its product as hypothetical. Bases 170 to 394 code for a protein of 74 amino acids. The record is from RefSeq and is a predicted model, not a curated record. The transcript is spliced from 2 exons. NCBI's taxonomy places the organism in Eukaryota, Fungi, Ascomycota, Sordariomycetes, Magnaporthales, Magnaporthaceae.